This is a messenger RNA of Neurospora tetraspora, 2052 nucleotides long. RefSeq names its product ankyrin repeat-containing domain protein. Gene Ontology annotation, molecular function: protein binding. The coding region runs from base 1 to 2052 and encodes 683 amino acids. The record is from RefSeq and is a predicted model, not a curated record. The transcript has 10 exons. Lineage: Eukaryota; Fungi; Ascomycota; Sordariomycetes; Sordariales; Sordariaceae.
AUGACCCCUCCCUAUCUUUCGGAUGAAGAUAGUCGUCCUCAAAGAGAUAGUCAUUUUCGUCUCCGGGAUCCUCAUAAUCCUGCUGCCACUUAUCAAUCAGGCCACUGCGCAACUCGUCCAAAUUGUCUACAAUCCCUCAGCUUCUCCAGCAUAGACGCUCGCCGGCAAGAUAUCGUCCAAGUCCAUCCCAACACCGGUGAUUGGGUUAUUGGGACCCCUGAAUUUCGAGAAUGGCGCAACUGCACAACUUUAUCAAGGCACAAUGGAGUGCUUUGGAUCAAAGGCCAUCCCGGAACGGGAAAGUCGACGCUGAUGAAGCAUAUCUGGAGACACUGUCAGCGGGAGCUUAAGGACCGUACCAUUGCUGGAUAUUUCUUCCACGCUCGAGGCGAAUCAUUAGAGAAGACACCUCUCGGCAUGCUACGUUCCUUGAUGCAAGUUCACCAGAGGCAACCACUCGUCCUUCUUGUUGAUGCCUUGGACGAAUACGUUGUCAAAUUCCUCGAACAAUUGAGUCUUACCAGCGUUCGUCAUAUGGUAAAUGUCAGCAUAUGUCUAUCGAGCCGCCAUUAUCCACACAUUACCAUGACAAGAUAUCGGGAGCUGGUGGUAGAAACCACGAACGGGCAUGUCGCGGAUAUCUCUACAUACGUCCACGAUAAUCUGACUGGGUCGGACCCAGAUAUUGAGAAGGGGGCAUCCGGUAUCUUUAUGUGGGUCGUUCUCGUCGUUACCAUGCUGAACAAAGCAUAUGACGAGGGCAAGAUCGAGGCCAUGGAGCGGAAGUUACUCGAGGACCUUGAUCAACUAUUUUUGACAAUACUCAGCAAAGACAACCCCGAUAAGCAAGAAACAAUCCUGAUGCUGCAAUGGGUUUUGUGUGCAGUACGGCCUUUAACGGCGGAAGAGCUAUACCAUGCAACGUUAGCUGGAACCGACUCAGGACCUUGGGAUUUGCGAAUUAUCCACUCGUCAAAAGGGCUCAUAGAGGCUCGUAAAGACACCGGUAUUUUUCAGACCGGUAGAGGUAUUGUUCAGUUCAUCCACGAAUCUGUCAAAGACUUCCUCAUAAGAAAUCAUCGGCUUCAGAGUAUAGACCCUACGCUUGAGUCGAAUCCCAUUGGUCAAUGCCAUGACCGUUUGAAGACUUGCUGUAUCUCAUACAUCCUUAGGAUGGAUGCGGCUGUGGUUGAGCUUCAUUCAAGUCACUACCCCUUUUUGGAGUACGCAUCUAUGUACUUUCUCGAUCACGCUGAGAAAGCGGAAGCAGCAAACGUCUCCCAAGCAGACUUCGCGUGGGUAGCUGAGCGCGAAACGGAAAGUGGACCUCUAUUGAGCAAAAAUGGCAGCCUGUUAUACAGGUUCGCAGCUCAUAGAUACGAUAAUCUCGCGAGAGCGCUUCUUAGAAGCGACACCGAGAUGAAUGCGCGACGGGGACGUCGCGGUUAUGUAUUACAGCCGGCUGCGGCUAAAGGCUCUACGAAGACUGUAAAGCUUCUUCUCGAUCACGUUCUUCUCCAGCACGGCGCCGAUGUUAAUGCACAAGGCGGACUAUACGGAACCGCGCUACAAGCAGCAGCAAUAUACCGCCAGGAGGAGAUUGUAGAGCUUCUUCUCAAGUACGGCGCAGAUGUUAACGCGCAGGGCGGGAUAUAUGGCACCGCACUCCAGGCAGCUGCGACAGCGACUAAAUCGCUCGUAGCUCUGCUUCUCGCGCAUGGCGCCAAAGUUAACAUAAAGUGUGGGAAAUAUGGUACUGCGCUGCAGGCGGCUAUGGUAGAAGGCAAUAAGGAGAUUGCAAUAAUUCUUCUCGAGCAUGGGGCCGACGUCAACGCCCAAGGCGGGAAAUACGGUACCGCGCUACAGGCUGCUGCGUCUGCACCCUCCCUGUGGACGAUGGCUGACCCAAGAGAUGCUACAAAGUUGCUUCUCGAUUAUGGCGCCGAUGUCAACGCGCAAGGCGGACAGUACGGUGGCGCGUUGCAGGCCGCAAUAUCGACAGGUCGUAAGGAUAUAGAAAACCUUCUUCGCAAGUAUGGCGCUACUAUGUAG